CCGGAGACGCACCGACCCGACUGCCAGGGAGUCGCUCUGUUUCCUCAAGCUCAACUGUUGCUCUCCUGCCUGCCUGUCAAGACUUACAUUAGUAGUUUUUUUUAUUUUUACUGACGUUUUUGUGGGAGAAGGAUAAGCAGAAAUCAUGCAGUCCUGCGCCAGGUGUAGGUUUGUGGUCUACCCAGCAGAAAAGAUCAACUGCAUUGAUCAGAACUGGCACAAAGCGUGUUUUCACUGCGAUGUCUGCAAGAUGGUCCUCACUGCCAAUAACUUUGUGAGCCACAAGAAGAGGCCGUAUUGCUCUGUUCACAAUCCAAGGAACAACACAUUCACAAGUGUUUAUGAGACCCCCGUCAACAUCAAUGCAAAGAAGCAAAGCAAAGCGAGUAGUGAGCUGAAGUAUCGCGAAGAUGGCGAACGCUUUAUGUCCACCUUCCAUUGUGACAUGAGAUCCAUGGAGCUGGAGAAGGCUCGUCUAGCCGGCCAGACUUUUCAGUCUCAGUCUGCGUUCUCACAGCAGCAGAGCUGGUAUUCAGGGAUGGUCACCAACCAGGAGAUCGUGACGAUGUCACAAGCACAGAAGACCAUCAGUGAUGUUAAUUACAAAGAGGAAUAUGAGGAGUCAAAAGGAAAAGGCAGCUUCCCUGCCAUGAUCACACCUGGCUACCAAACUGCCAAGACAGCCAACGCUUUAGCCAGUAACCUGGAAUAUAAAAAAGGACACGAGGAAAGAGUUUCAAAGUACACAACGUUUGUCGAUCCCCCAGAAGUGCUGCUGGCCAAGAAACAGUCGCAAAUAGUCAGCGAUUAUGCGUACUCAGAAGAAUAUGAGCAGCAGAGGGGAAAAGGAAGCUUCCCAGCACACAUCACCCCUGGAUACAAGAGUUCAAAGAAGGCCUCUGAGCAGGCCAGUAAUAUCAAGUAUCGGCAGGUGUAUGAGCAGGAGAUGAGGGGUAAAGCCAGCACUGAUGCAGGGGCUGCUGAGAUGGUUCACGCCAGAGAAAAUGCAGAGAAAUUCAGCCAGAUCGCCUAUACAGAAGAAUAUGAGCAGCAACGGGGUAAAGGGAGUUUCCCUGCCAUGAUUACGCCUGGUUAUCAUCUUGCAAAGAAGGCUCAGGAAAUUGCCAGUGAUCUCAAAUACAAGAAGGACUUAAAGAAGUUGAAGGGAACAUCACACUUUCACAGUCUAACCUCAGAGGACAACUUGACACUGAAGAACGCCAGAAAAAUCAACAAGCUUGUCAGUGAGGUUGAGUAUAGAAAAGACUUGGAGAAUACCAAAGGACACAGCAUCAACUUCUGUGAGACGCCACAGUUUCAGAACGCUGCCAAGGUCGCCAAGUUCACCAGUGAUAACAAGUAUAAAGAGAAAUAUACCAGUGAUAUGAACCACUAUGAAGACUCAGGAUUUGAUAAGAAGACCCUGCAUGCGAUGAAAGCGAGGAAGCUGGCGAGUGAUAUUUCCUACAAGCAAAGUAUUGAACAGGAGCAGGGGGAAUACAACUACCCAGCCACUCUGACACCAGGUUACCAAAGCCAAAGGAAGUUGGACCCACUGAAAGAUAAAAACUACAGGCAACAUAUUGACCAGGUCAAGUACAAAUCCGUGACUGACACACCGGAGAUUGUUUUAGCCAAGAAAAAUGCUCAGUUGGUCAGCAAUUUGAAUUAUAAAGCCGGCUAUGAAAAAACGAAGCAUCAGUACACUAUAUCCCAGGAUCUGCCCCAGAUCCAAAAGGCCAAAGCCAACGCUGCUUUGUGUAGUGAUAUUAAGUAUAGAGAGGAGUGGGAGAAGACGAAGUCUAAAGCAUGUGAAACUAGCGUGGAUGACCUAAGCGUGAGAGCUGCCAAAAGUUCCCGCGACCUGGCCAGUGAUAUUAAAUACAAAGAGUUGUACAUGAAAAACAAGGAGAAAGCAGCUGGGUUCAACAUGGCUGACUCCAAGACUCUGCACUCUCUACAAGUAGCCAAGAUGAGCAGUGAUAUUGAGUACAAGAAGGGCUCUAAGGAAAGCCGGUCCCAGUGCAGCCUCCCCCUGGACAUGAUCAACCUAAGUCACGCCAAGAAGGCUCAGGCCCUCGCCAGCGAUCUGGAGUAUCGCACAAAACUCCACGACUACACCGUCAUGGCUGACGACAUCAAGGUCCAGCAGGCCAAAAAGGCUUACGCCCUCCAGAGUGAGAACCAGUACCGUUCCGACCUGCACUGGAUGAAGGGGGUGGGCUGGGACACUGAGGGAUGUCUCAACAUCACUCAAGCCAAGAAAGCUGGAGAGCUGCUCAGUGAUACCAAAUACCGCCAGAAGGCCGACAAAAUCAAGUUCACCCAGGUGGCGGACGACCUCUCCAUCAAACACGCCAAGAAAAGCCAGGAGCUGCAGAGCGACCUGGCGUACAAAGCAAACACAGAGCAGAUGUUACAUCAAUACACAAUGACAAAAGACGAGCCCCUCUUCAGACAAGCAAAGGCCAAUGCUGACCUGCUCAGUGGGAAAGUGUACAAGAGCCAGUGGGAGAAGCAAAGGGAGAAAGGCUUUGAGCUUCAUUUGGACUCUUUGUCUAUCCUCACAGCGAAGGCCAAGAGAGACCUGGCCAGUGCUGUCAAAUACAAGGAGAAGUAUGAGAAAAGCAAAGGCAAAGUGAUCGGCAUCAAGUCGGUCAGCGAUGACUCUCAGAUGGCUCACUCUGCUCUGGCCACCAAACUUCAGAGUGACUUGUACUACAGGAAGAACUACGAGGACACAAAGGCCAAAUACAGUGUUUCUUUGGACAUGCUGAACAUCAGCCACGCCAAGAAGGCUCAGGACCUGGCCACCGAGACCAAUUACAGGACUUUCCUGCAUGACUACACCACUCUCCCAACGGACAUGAACGUUGCCUGGGCCAAGAAGGCCUACGGACUGCAGAGCGAUAAUCAGUACAGGUCAGACCUGAACUGGAUGAAGGGUGUCGGCUGGGAGGUUUCACAGUCCCUGGACGUCCAGCAGGCGAAGAAAGCAGGAGCGCUAGUCAGCGAGAACAAGUACCGUCAGAAUGUGAGCUCUCUGAAGUUUACCAGCGUUGAAAACACUCCAGAGAUGAUCCAGGCUAAACAGAGCAAUAAACUGGCCGUUGAUAGGCUGUACAGGGAAAAGGGAGAAAAUCUGAAGCACAAUUACACACUGAGUGGGGAUAUUCCUGAGAUGGUGCAGGCCAAGCUCAACGCUAUGAACAUCAGUGAGAGUCGUUACAAGGAAUCCUGGACUAAAAUACGUGAUGGUGGUUACAAGCUGCGUCUGGAUGCUAUUCCUUUCCAGUCUGCUAAAGCAUCUGCGCAGAUCCUCAGUGAUCAAAAGUACAAAGAAGAAUUUGAGAGGACCAAAGGGAAAAUGAUCGGACUGAAGGGACUGCAGGAUGACCUGAACAUCGCUCACUCUGUCCACGCCAACAAGCUCCAGAGUGAUAUUAAGUAUAAACGGGACUCGGCGAAGCAGCUCUCAAAGUACCACCUUUCCAUGGACAUGAUGGAGGUUGCUCAUGCCAAGAAGGCCCAGUCGCUGGUCAGCGAUCAGGACUACAGGCUGUCCCUGCAUCACUACACCUCGCUGCCUGACGACAUGAAGGUGCAGGCUGCCAAGAGAGCAUACGCUCUGCAGAGUGAGAAGGUGUAUCGCUCUGACCUGAACUACCUGCGGGGUGCAGCCUGGAUCGCUACUGGAGCUCUACAGAUUGAAGAAUCCAAGAGGGCUACCAACCUCAUCAGUGAUAAAAAGUACCGACAGCAGCCGUACCAUUUCAAGCACACCUCUGUGACCGACUCUCCAGAUAUCAUCCACGCUAAAGCCAGUGGACUGGUCACAAAUGAGCGUUUGUACAAAGAGAAGGGGGUGAAUGAUCGACACAACUACACUAUCACCUCUGAGAGACCAGAGAUUACGCAAGCCAAGAUCAAUGCAGCCAACUUCAGCGAGAUAAAGUACAAAGAGUCUUGGCACACUCUGAGGGCUCAAGGCUACAAGCUCACCAUGCAAGACAUCCCCUUCCAGGCUGCCAAGACCUCUACCGGCAUCGCCAGUGAUUACAUGUACAAACACAACCACGUACUGGACAAAGGGAAACACAUUGGCUCUAAAAGCGUCACAGACGACCCGUACCUGCUGCACUGCCUGCAGGCCGGCCGGCUGGCCAGCAACCAGGAGUACCGCAGGGACGCGCUCUCCACCAGCGGCCAGUACCACCUCACCCCGGACAUGAUGCAUCUGGUGGCGGCGAAGAACGCCCAGGUCCUGGCCAGCGAUCAGGACUACAGGAAGAGACUGCACGAGUACACGGUGCUACCUGACGACAUGAAGGUCAAUUGGGCCAAAAAGGCUUACAACCUGCAGAGCGAGAAACUCUACAAAGCAGACCUGCGUUUUAUGAGAGGAGUGGCCUGGGACGGAGUGGGAGCCCCUCAGCUGGAGUCUGCCAAGAAGGCUGGGCAACUCCUCAGUGAUAAGAAGUAUCGUCAGCUGCCCGACAGCAUUAAGUUCACCUCAGUGGCCGACUCUCCCGAUAUCCUUCACGCUAAAUCAAGCUAUCAGCAGUGCAGUGAGAGACUGUACAAAUCUGGAAAAAAUGACGACAUGCAUAAAUACACCUUACACUCAGACGAUCCAGACUUUGUGAGAGCCAAAAUCAACGCCCAACAGAUUAGUGAUAAAGUUUAUAAGGCAUCUGGGGAGCAGGUGAAGACGGCGGGCUAUGACCUGAGGUUGGAUGCUAUUCCUUUCCAAACUGCAAAAGCCUCCAGAGAAAUCGCCAGUGAUGUCCGUUACAAGGAGUCCCAUCUGAGGGACAAGGGCCACCAGGUGGGGCUGCGCUGCGUGGAGGACGACCCCAAGAUGGUGCACUCUCUGGCAGCCACCAAACUCCAGAGCAACCUGGAGUACACGCGCCAGUCCAAGGAGGACCACGCCCACUACAAAAUCCACGCAGACCAGCCCGAGUUCCUGCAGGCCAAGAAGAGUCAGACGCAGGCGAGCGACCUGGCCUACCGGCACAAGCUGCACGACUACACCUGCGACCCCGAGCAGCUCAAUGUCAAACAUGCCAAGCAGGCGUACAAGCUGCAGAGUAAUGUGAACUACAAGUCAGACCUGAACUGGAUGAGGGGAACGGGCUGGACCCCUCCCGGUUCCCACAAGGCCGAGCUGGCCCGGCGGGCAGCAGAACUGGGCCUGGCCGAGGGAGUUACCGCUGACGAAGCCAUCGCAAAGUAUCAGCACAUGAUGAUGGUGAGAGCAUGGACGGUGGAUCUUUUUCUCAAGGCUGUAAAGGAUGACGUUAAGAUAAGACGAUGCAAUGACCUCAUCCUCGUCUCCGUCUUCCAGGUGUAUCACCAGCAGCAGAUGGAGCAGCAGCAGAUGCAGCUGCAGCAGCAGCAAACAUCCGAGCAGGUGGACACCAGUGAAGAGAUGCAGAAAGGUGUCAACAUGGACGCCAUGGAGGUCCUUCACGUCAAGAGGAAGAAAACCAUCCAGACAGUCCAGAAAAAAUCCUCCUCCUCCACAACCUCAUUCAGAUCCAUGGAGAAGAAGUCCAGCUCCACCUCUUCGUCAUCAUCAGCCGCCCUCCAGAACACGAUGAAGAUGACUUUGUCUAGUAAAGCUGCAGCGAUACAAGAUGCAUAGAACAAAUGGCUUUUCACCCGUUCUUUUUUUUUUU
Cololabis saira (Pacific saury) is the source of this 5684-nucleotide messenger RNA. RefSeq names its product nebulin-related anchoring protein (gene nrap). The transcript is spliced from 42 exons. Gene Ontology annotation, biological process: cardiac muscle thin filament assembly. The record is from RefSeq and is a predicted model, not a curated record. The coding region runs from base 146 to 5650 and encodes 1834 amino acids. Gene Ontology annotation, cellular component: Z disc. Lineage: Eukaryota; Metazoa; Chordata; Actinopteri; Beloniformes; Belonidae. Gene Ontology annotation, molecular function: actin filament binding.